AUGCCGCUUCACUGCUGUUUCGCUGUAACUGAUAGAAACUCGGCGGGUGUUCAGGUCGUCAAAUACUGCGAUCAUGUGCACGGUAAAUGGCAUUUCAGCGAAAUUCGAGCCGUCUUUUCACGGAGGUAUCUGCUGCAAAACGUUGCUUUGGAAAUUUUUCUGGCAUCAAGAACCUCCAUAAUGCUGGCCUUUAUGGAUCACAUGACUGUUAAAAAGGUAGUGAAAGCUCUGCCGUGUGUAGGAGUUGGAAUAAAAUAUGGCAUUCCACAAACAAGGCGAGCUUCUCUCAUGUCUCCUCGUCAAAUAUUUCAACAGUCCAAUAUGACUCAAAAAUGGCAAAGAAGAGAAAUUACGAAUUUUGAAUACUUGAUGUUCCUCAAUACGAUAGCAGGUCGAACCUAUAAUGACCUCAACCAGUAUCCAGUAUUUCCAUGGGUGUUGACAAAUUAUGAAGCACCAGAAUUGGACCUCAGUCUACCUAGUAACUAUAGAGAUCUUUCGAAGCCUGUUGGUGCUUUGAAUCCGAGCAGAAAAGCCUUUUUUGAAGAGCGAUAUGAAACUUGGGAACAUGAAACUAUUCCACCUUUUCAUUUUGGAACACAUUAUUCUACGUCAGCUUUUUCUCUGAACUGGCUGGUUCGAGUGGAACCAUUUACAACCAUGUUUUUAUCACUGCAAGGUGGAAAAUUCGAUCAUGCAAAUAGAAUGUUUUCAUCAGUUGCCCAAGCUUGGAAGAACUGCCAAAGAGAUACUUCGGAUGUCAAAGAACUAAUUCCAGAAUUUUUCUAUCUGGCGGAGAUGUUUAUGAAUAAAAAUGGUUAUCAAUUAGGCUGCCAAGAAGAUGGUACAAAUGUUACAGAUGUCAUUCUGCCUCCCUGGGCUUCAACACCAGAAGAAUUUGUUCGUAUUAACAGAAUGGCUCUUGAAUCAGAAUUUGUAUCAUGUCAACUUCAUCAGUGGAUAGAUUUAAUAUUUGGAUACAAGCAAAGAGGCCCAGAAGCAGUCAGAGCAACAAAUGUAUUCUAUUACUUGACUUAUGAAGGAAGUGUAGAUUUAGAAAAUAUGAAAGAUCAAGUCAUGAAAGAAGCUAUUGAAAAUCAAAUUAGGAAUUUUGGUCAAACGCCAUCUCAGCUACUGAUGGAACCUCAUCCUCCCAGAAGCUCAGCAAUGCACAUUAGUCCUAUGAUGUUCUCCCCCAUUACUGAGGAGGUCUGCAUGAUAAUGAAGUUUUUGUCCAAUUCUCCUGUGUGUCAUAUCUCGGCUAACACCUAUCCACAGCUACCAUUACCUUCUGUUGUUACUAUUUCCUGUAAUCAAAAUUUUGCUGUUAAUAGGUGGAACCCGUGCUUUUCAGGUCCUCUUCACCAGCCUCCAUAUUCAGACAACACUCAAACAUCUCCUUCACAGUUACCUCUUGCAAUGGAUCCUUUACUUAUUAUGAAUGUUGCACCAUACAAGAGGCACCUUGGGGACAAUUUCAGUCAAAGAGUAAAGAUGCGCUCUUGCUGUUUUGUAACAACAGUUGAUAGCAGGUUUUUGAUUGCUUGUGGUUUCUGGGACAAUAGUUUUAGAGUGUUUUCCACAGAAUCUGCUAAAAUUGUACAGAUUGUCUAUGGUCACUUUGGAGUAGUAACAUGCUUGGCUAGGUCAGAAUGUAAUAUCACAUCUGAUUGUUACAUUGCUUCUGGAUCUGAAGAUUGCACAAUCCUGUUGUGGCACUGGAAUGCCAGAACACAAUGUAUAGCUGGAGAUUUGUUAAAUUGUCCAGAUAUUCCAACACCCCGAGCCACUUUAACUGGACAUGAAAGUGAAGUGACAUGCAUUGUUGUAUCUGCUGAACUUGGCCUGGUGGUUAGUGGAUCUAAAGAUGGGCCAGUUUUAGUGCAUACCACAAACGGUGAUUUACUGCGAUCUCUUGAGGCUCCUGAAAACUUCAAAUCUCCAGAAUUGUGUGCUUUGUGUCGAGAAGGCCUAGUUGUUGUCUGUUAUGAUUCUUGCAAUGUGUGUUGCUUUACCAUCAAUGGACGCCGACUUCGCAGUGAAACACAUCACCACCCAAUUCAGUGUUUGGCAAUGAGUCGUGAUGGAGAAUACAUGAUGACUGGUGGGGAUAAAGGCAUUGUUGAAGUUUGGCGGACAUUCAACCUGGCUCUACUAUAUGCAUUCACGGCUUGUGACAGUGGAGUGCGCUCAUUGGCAUUAACACAUGAUCAAAAAUUUCUAUUAGCAGGUUUGGCUAACGGAUCUGUGACUGUUUUCUACAUUGAUUUCAAUCGGUGGCAUCAUGAAUUCCAGCAACGUUACUGAAAAGUCCACAGACUCGAUCUUUCGUCAGUAACUUGUGCAGAUUGCGAACUCUGGCGCCCUCGUCAGUCCAUUCGGUGCGGGCCGUCGGCUCGCAUCAAAAACCGGCCAACCACAGAGGGGGCACUAGACCACUGUCACGCACUCGCCCACUACUAAAUCAGUGAAUCAAGGCAAAUCACGGACCGAUCUCAAAUGAGAGUUUUUUUUGUUCGUGCUUAGAAGUUUGUCGUCUUUCCUUUCGUCUCUACAGUGUCUGUUUUGCACUUUAUUUCAAAAUGCAACUGUGCGGCAGUUAUUGAAAACAAUGUGCGAGCUCGUCACUGUCCCUAGGUGCAUUGUAGCACUUUGUCCUUGUUGUACAGAUGCGGAUAGAACUCUGAACGUCCACUGCGCAGGCCCUCCAUCUGUAUAUAUACGAUAUUAUAUAUAUAAAUAAAUAAAUAUAAAUAAAAA
This is a messenger RNA of Uloborus diversus, 2760 nucleotides long. Its product is annotated as neurobeachin-like. Gene Ontology annotation, cellular component: membrane; cytosol. The transcript is spliced from 19 exons. The coding region runs from base 1 to 2307 and encodes 768 amino acids. Lineage: Eukaryota; Metazoa; Arthropoda; Arachnida; Araneae; Uloboridae. Gene Ontology annotation, biological process: intracellular protein localization. The record is from RefSeq and is a predicted model, not a curated record. Gene Ontology annotation, molecular function: protein kinase binding.